AAGCCACGCCCCCAAAGGCCAGCCUUUAUAUGAGCUCCGCGCGCGGAGCGCCGUCUUCUCUCUUCCGUCCUCAGGAUCCGCCAGUACUCCGUCUCACCUAACUAUGGCUGCCAAAACCGAGCGCACCUUCAUUGCCAUUAAACCCGACGGUGUCCAGAGAGGCCUGAUCGGAGACAUCGUCAAGCGCUUCGAACAGAAGGGCUUCAGACUCGUGGCCAUGAAGUUUCUUCAGGCGUCUGAGGACUUGCUGAAGCAGCACUACAUUGACCUGAAGGACCGGCCUUUCUAUCCUGGACUGGUCAAGUACAUGAGCUCUGGGCCGGUCGCCGCAAUGGUAUGGGAGGGUCUGAAUGUUGUGAAGACGGGAAGGGUGAUGUUGGGAGAGACCAAUCCUGCGGACUCCAAACCCGGCACCAUCAGGGGCGACUUCUGCAUUGAAGUGGGCAGAUUGGUGCUGUACAGAAGUGUUCAUGAUAAAGUGAUUCCAGGCAUCACUGUGGCCUUUCAAAUCCUGCUUCACUUUAUUCCCGGGGCUGGUCUAACGCUAACAAAUCAGACCUCAGGUACCGGCCAAAAUGCCACAUUAACCAAUCAGGAAAAAAGGAGGAACAUCAUCCAUGGCAGUGACUCUGUGGACAGUGCAAAUAAAGAGAUCAGUUUGUGGUUCAAGCCUGAGGAGCUGGUGGCUUACAAGAGCUGUGCGCAAGACUGGAUCUAUGAGUAAAAUGCAGACAAACUGUCAAAGCACUGAAUCGAUGCCUUUCUUCCCAGACCAGUUAUCAGUAAUGGACUUAAGAUUGUUUGUUUGAUCUUGUCUUUUCUGAAGCACUUGUUCAAUAAAUCAAGAUGUCCCACAUUUGUUUGAGUCAUUUUAAUACUUAAUCAUUAAAAGCACAGUGAAUGUC
Messenger RNA from Sinocyclocheilus rhinocerous, 905 nucleotides. RefSeq names its product nucleoside diphosphate kinase. The coding region runs from base 104 to 724 and encodes 206 amino acids. The record is from RefSeq and is a predicted model, not a curated record. Gene Ontology annotation, biological process: UTP biosynthetic process; GTP biosynthetic process; CTP biosynthetic process. NCBI's taxonomy places the organism in Eukaryota, Metazoa, Chordata, Actinopteri, Cypriniformes, Cyprinidae. Gene Ontology annotation, molecular function: nucleoside diphosphate kinase activity. The transcript is spliced from 6 exons.